GCGCAGGCGCACAUUACUAUAUCAUCCAUUUUUAAAAAAAGUUGGUAAAAAUAAUCGGAUUGCAAGGGUCUGGCAUGUAAAUUGUAAUAUAGAAAGCCAAAUACGUACACACAUUUAGACGGUUUUAAAAAGAAAAAUCUGUUGAAAGCAAUAAUUAUAUAUAAUGUCUGACCAUGGUGAGGAAACUUAUAAUGAUGCAAAUGGUGGGGAGGAAUGGAAUAAUAAUUCAGAAACACCUAUUGCGAUCGAAAACGGCGUAAAAGAAGAAGAGGAUGAAUACAAUUCAGCAGAAAAAAUUUCUAAUACUCAGGAAAAUGGAAAUCGCACAAAUGAAAGGGAAUUAGCAUCAGAAGUGGUUAUUAUACAAAAUAAAAGGUAUUAUUUAGAUGUCAAGGAGAAUAUGUAUGGGAAAUUUGUAAAACUUGCACAGGUGAUUCCCAAUAGACCUAAACAAAGAAUUGUGCUUGCCAUGGAUAAAGUGGUAGAAUUUAGAAAUGUCUUGUCAGAGUUUGGCGAAUUUUAUGUUACUUUAGGACCACCACCUGAAAUAGAUAAUCAAACUAGGGGAGGUAUAUUGAAGAAUAAAAUGAUUAAUGCUAGAAACAGAAAGUAUUGGCUUGAUUUAAAGGACACACCAAGGGGGAGAAUUCUUAAAGUUAGUCAAAUAUUGACUAAAACUAAUCAGAGAUCAAUUAUAAUAAUUCCUGCCCAAGGAAUUAUUGAAUUAAGAAAUAAAUUGACCCAUUUGAUUGAAGAGUAUGCUACAGAAGAAGAUUUGAGAUCUAGUGAAAAUAAAAAUGAAAACAUGAGAAUAGGUAAUAAAAGAAUUUAUUUUGAAACCAGAUCAAAUCCACGUGGAAGAUAUCUUAGAAUAUCUGAACUAAGGAAUAAUAUAACAACAUCCUCAAUGAUUAUCCCAGAAAAUUCACUAGAUCGUUUUAAAGAUGUGCUGUCAUCUUUGAUUGAAGAUAUGAAAAUUACUUCUGAAGCUAGAAAGGCAGCACUUCCUACAGCCACUAAUUAAUAAUAGUAUUAUAUGUAACUUUUUUGUCAUAUUGUUUUUAUAACACAUAGUGUCUUCAAUCUAAUUAGUAUUAAAAAAAGAACACCAUGAGUUAAAAAAAAUUAUAUAUGACUAAAAGGUAUAUAUAGUUUUGACAUUUUUUGUGAUUUAUUAAUGUUUGAAUUUUUAAGCUCUUUUUAUAGCUUGACCUUUUUUAUAGUAAUUAAGAAUUAAGACAGCGACCGACCUAAAUUUUGUAUAUAUUUAUAUAUAGUAUAUUAAAUAUGUAAUUAUUUUUUAACACAUUAUAUUAGUAUAAUUUUUUUGGACAAAUUUUUAUUAAAAUCAUGUCCAUUCCAAUUAUCUUAAAAUCAUUGUCAAGCUAUUUAAAUGUAAAUAUUGCUUGAUUAUUUUAUAGUUAAUAAACAUUCAAGUCAUAAUUGUGAAAACAUUUUUAUAACAGUUUGAUAUAAAUUUUAGACUAAUAAAUUUUUGACUUAAAAAUC
This is a messenger RNA of Gordionus sp. m RMFG-2023, 1509 nucleotides long. RefSeq names its product transcriptional activator protein Pur-alpha-like. Gene Ontology annotation, molecular function: RNA polymerase II transcription regulatory region sequence-specific DNA binding; DNA-binding transcription factor activity, RNA polymerase II-specific; purine-rich negative regulatory element binding. Bases 164 to 1024 code for a protein of 286 amino acids. Gene Ontology annotation, cellular component: nucleus. The record is from RefSeq and is a predicted model, not a curated record. The transcript is spliced from 7 exons. NCBI's taxonomy places the organism in Eukaryota, Metazoa, Nematomorpha, Gordioida, Chordodea, Parachordodidae. Gene Ontology annotation, biological process: regulation of transcription by RNA polymerase II.